Ctenopharyngodon idella (grass carp) is the source of this 4630-nucleotide messenger RNA. It is a transcript of the gene hyal2b, whose product is annotated as hyaluronidase 2b. Bases 1225 to 2685 code for a protein of 486 amino acids. Gene Ontology annotation, biological process: hyaluronan catabolic process; carbohydrate metabolic process. Lineage: Eukaryota; Metazoa; Chordata; Actinopteri; Cypriniformes; Xenocyprididae. The transcript has 4 exons. Gene Ontology annotation, molecular function: hyaluronoglucuronidase activity; hyalurononglucosaminidase activity. The record is from RefSeq and is a predicted model, not a curated record.
CUGUAAAGAGCAAGUGGGAUACUCAUGGCAAAAUGUGUGUGAGUGCAGAGUACUGUGGGAUAUUACGAGGUCCGAAGGUUGUUGCAUCCAUCCGUUCAGAGGGUUCAUUCGUGUGUACACAGGAUGCUCCCCAAUGCCACAGGAAACAGCUCUUCCUUGCAGUCAGCUGACUUCCUGCCUAUUAAAGGUUAAUGCCAGUUCCGCCAACACUACUGUGUUGUGCAAUGUCAUUUGGCUUAUUUUACAGUUUUAAUUUCCUGUUUAAAAAGUUGAUGUUUUCAAUCUAAGCUCUAAAAGUUUCUAGUUCUUUCACAAAGCUGUUUGACUGUAUUUAAACUUUGCCAAUGUAGUGUAUUAAAAUCUAUUGGAAUUUAACAGCGUUUAUUGUAAUGGAAUUCGAAAAAGUACCAUGGUAUUACCAUGAUACAUGAUCAAAAACAUGGUAUUAACAUGAUAAAUGUCUAAAACCAUGGUACUAUCAUGGUACCGUGUUCAAAAACAACGUAGUAAUAUUACCUCAGGUCUUUUUGCUAGUCAGUCAUUCACUCUUUUUUCAUACAGUAGUUACGCCAUGUCAUAAAGGGGCGAAUAAUAAGUAGAGCAAGGGAAAUAAAAAGCAAAAAAGAGAAAAUCUCAUUCUUCGCAAUGAUUAUGGAGUGAAAUGUGAUCUGUGUGUAAUGGCUCUGAACUCCUGCAGGUCUCUCAGCUCGGUUCAGUAGAAACGCUUCUUCAUCCCAAGCGGAGAAAUCCGGACGAAACCAACUCGCCAUGUACCACAGGGCACAUUGUCGAGAACUCCUCUGGUUUUACACCCAAAAUAACGACUCCGGCACUUUAUAACAAAUUAUCUAUAAUAAUAUGUCGUAUUAUAUUAAGUGGUCUCGAAACUUAACGUUAAAAAAAUAGCAAUUUUUGCGUCGUUUACGAACUCGCACCCCUCUACCCACAACUAUAUUCAUCAGUCUGAGGGCCGAAAUCCGCACACAUUCAACUACUGAUCCAGAUGAGCCAGCUGGGUUUGAGCGAUACUCUCUAAACGCGUACGAGGCGUUUUAAAACAUUGAAACAAUGAUAAUAGACUGUUUUGUUUUGAAAUAGCGAUUGGGAGUUUAUAGUUAUGAAGUGUUGGCAUCCGCUGGAUGGAUGGAUGGACGCUGCGUGGUAGUUUAUGAGUGAUCGGACCGGUGUGUUGAGCGGGUUCAGUCCGAUCUAUACAGGUCUGAAAUGAGGAACAUCACGCGUCUCUUUGGGACCACCCGACCUGAAUGGGUCUCCUGGCUGCAACUAUUAUUUUUGAUGCUCUUUUGGACCUGUUUAAAAGCACAGCAGUUAAAAAACACUAGAUGGCCACUGUAUUCUGGUAAGCCUUUGCUGUUGGCCUGGAACGCUCCUACGGAGGAUUGUAGACCUCGACAUGAAGUCAACUUCCAGCUGGAUCGGUUCCAAAUUGUGGCGUCACCAAAUGAGGGUUUCACCAAGCAAAAUCUCACCAUCUUCUACAAGGACCGUUUGGGAUUGUACCCGUACUUUGAGGCAGACAGCACUGCAGUCCACGAUGGCCUUCCGCAAAACGCUAGUCUCAUAAAACACCUAGAACGGAUGCCGGAGGGGCUCAAUAAGUACAUCAAGGACCCGACAGCCAAAGGUCUUGCUGUUAUUGACUGGGAAGAGUGGCGGCCCCUCUGGAUACGCAACUGGGGCACUAAAGACAUUUACCGCAAGCAUUCACAACGGUUAGUCGCAGAGAAAAACCCAACUUGGCCUCAGGAUCAGGUGGCCAAAGUGGCCCAGCAAGAGUUCGAGCUCUCUGCGAAGAAGUUCAUGUUGGAGACUCUCCGAUUGGCCAAGAGCUUACGGCCCCAGCAGCUUUGGGGGUUCUACCUCUUUCCUGACUGUUACAACCACAAUUACCAAAAUAACCAGAACUACACAGGACGCUGUCCGGAUGUGGAGGUGACCAGGAACGACCAACUGAAGUGGCUGUGGACGGAGAGUACAGCUUUGUUUCCUUCCAUAUACAUGGGGAAAACGCUGAAGGACAAACCGUCUGGACGGCAGUUCGUACGGAACCGGGUCAAGGAGGGCAUGAGGUUGGCGUCUGUUGGGAACGGGUCAGCCAGACCUGUGUUUGUCUACACGCGGCCCACUUACCUAAGCAAUACUCCAACUUCUAACGGCAACUCUCCUGAUCUCCUGCUGCUGACGGAGAUGGAUCUGGUGUCGACUAUCGGCGAGAGCGUGGCGUUGGGUGUAGCGGGCGUGAUCCUCUGGGGUGACUCCAACUAUGCUAGCAGUCAUGCGACUUGUUCCAAUCUUAAUGAAUACCUGCGAGGGCCGUUGGGUCAUUACCUGCUUAACGUGACGUCAGCCGCCGAACAGUGCAGCCGAAACCUCUGUGGAUUCCGCGGUCGCUGCCUUCGCAAAAACCCUGACACGGACACGUACCUGCAUCUCAGUCUGAACACCCACAGCAUAGAGCGCCAAGGAAACACGCUGAAGGUUUCGGGCAAGAUGGGAGAAGAAGAACUGAGCCGCUUACGGGACGAGUUCCAGUGUCAGUGCUACAGCGGGUACAUCGGUGACGACUGUAGUCGAAGUGAGGCUGGGAACAGUGCGACGGUGGUCUGGACCACCUUUUUGCAAGUUCUGCUGUUACCGCUCUUCUUGAUGGGGUUCCUACACUGAGGAGUUAGAACCGAUUUGAGGAUGAUACGCUGGACCUUCUCUUCAAAAGAUGCGUGACGUCGAUGGCAGGAAGGCCCUUUGUUUGCUAGAAUUCAAAAGAGGACACAAAUGGAGCAGUUCAAAACACAAGCUUACUCUGUGGACUAAAAGUGCAGCACAGUGGCGGCUCAGUGUGGUUCUGUUCGAGUAGAUCGCCCCCUGCUGCAUGGGAGGCUGAACUGUGGCAGGUGGAAUUAAGUGUUUUUUUUUGUUUUUUUAGCUAGACAUGAUGAUUGUGUGUGUGAAAGUCUUAUAUUGUUUUUAUUAAAAAAAAAAAAAAAUUGAUGUGGUGUUUUCAGUUGUAUGGAGCCCUGCACAUGAUAUGCGAGGAAAAAAAAUUGUAUAUAGUGGCCACAAAUUAACAAUUAACUUACUAAUAUGUUAGCACGUUUUACUAAUUUGUUCCCUCGUUUUAAGUAAAUCAUGCGCACAAUAUAAUAAUUUGCUCCUUUGUUUGACUAAAUCGUGGCCAUGUUGAAAUAAUUUGUUCCCUUGUUUGUCCACAUGUCACAUGCUGGGCUCUGUACAACUGUCAUUCAAGACAUUUUACUUCUUUGCCUUCUUUAUACCUGCACAAAACCAGUUGUGACCUUAUUUCUGUUGUGCGUCACAUGACCAGCUCCUUAAAAGGGACAAAUGUUGUUACUUGCAACACUGCUGCCUCAUUAAAACCUCUUUUGGACUUAAUGUCAUGAAACCUGUCACAUUUCACUCCAAAAUUAAAAGAAACUAGAGAAGUUACAUUUGCCUAGGGGAAAUUAAACCUAUUUGAGUAAAAUUAUGCAUUUUACUCCCAGAAAAUCUUGUGUUCAGAUGUUUUUUUUUUUUUUUUUUAUUCUCAUUAUUCUCAAUGUGAUUCUCAUUAUAGUAUUGCAGUUUUAUUACAGUAAAUAGAAAAUCAUGUUUUUUAAAUUCAACCAUAAUAGAAUAAAGGCAAUACAACAAAUACUAACAUGAGGUAUAAAAUUACAAUUUAUUAUGUUAUUCUAUAAAUUAUUAAUAUUAAAUUUACAAUAUAAAUUAAUUUUUACAGUAAUAAAAAGAUUAGAAUUUUUUUUUUUUUGCAUAACAGUAAUGCGAAUGUGCUUAAUUGUCAUGAAAAUAAUGUCACAAAACAUCUUGGUCCUACAAAAUAGGUUUACUUUAUGCAAAAUAGAAGUUUUUGUCAUUUAUUUUAUUUUGAUUUGGGGUGAAAUAUGACCUCGGACAUGUUCUUAACAGGUUUUUCUUAGACCACUGCUGGAUAGUGAGGGAUUUUUUUAAAAAUCUGCCAAAAACAUGAAUGUAAAUGACAAAUACAGCAUAUUGUGGUUCACAGAAGCAUUAGAUGCCUUUUAUUUUUCUGCCUAGGUUGCACAAAACUAUUUUGAGACCAGAUUUUCCCCCUUAAUUGCUGAACUUUGCAUUUCUGUUCUUUAUUUGUGUGGGAUAAAUCGGAAAGGUUUUAUUUGUGUAUGUUUAGCAUGAAUUUGUGUCCUCACAGCAAAACAACCAUAAAACUGUAGAUCUGUGUUUUGUUUUUUCUGUAUUUUUGUUUGUUUGUUAUAGUGCCUUUAAAGGCAUAGUUCAUCCCAAAAAUUUAAAUUCUGACAUUAUUCACUGUUGUGUUAUUUCCAAAACUUGACUGACUUGCUUUUUUUGUAAAUAUUGACAGAAUUUAAAUUUUUGAGUAAACAAUCCCUUUAAUUGAUUGUGUUAAUUGAAAAGAACCUCACUGAAACAAGUGCAGAAUUAAACUUAAAAAGUUCUAUUUAUAUUCAUCUUUAUUUUUCAUACCAAAAUUACCAAAUUUUGAUACCAAAUUCUGCUUGUGCUGUCUAGAUUGUUUGGUGACUGAGUCAAGUGAAAUGCCCUAAAAGUGUUCAUUUUAUAUUUUUACAAUAAAUCUUAUAUUUAAAAGCUUGAA